Microplitis demolitor is the source of this 1922-nucleotide messenger RNA. RefSeq names its product coiled-coil-helix-coiled-coil-helix domain-containing protein 7. The transcript is spliced from 3 exons. Lineage: Eukaryota; Metazoa; Arthropoda; Insecta; Hymenoptera; Braconidae. Bases 65 to 340 code for a protein of 91 amino acids. The record is from RefSeq and is a predicted model, not a curated record.
ACAUGCAGCAUAACCUCUAAUUGGAGUAGUAUCAUCUGGCAUCAAACACACUGGAGAUUUAAAAAUGCCUACAGGAAAACAAAUACAGGAUUCAAGACUUGAAUCUCCGGAAAACAAUCCGUGUCUUAAAGAACACAGGCUAUCACUGAAAUGUAUUGCGGAUAAUUAUGAAAAUAAAAACGAAGCUUGUGCUGUAUAUUUUGACAAUUAUAAAGCUUGUAAGAAAUUUUGGAAUAACGUUUAUUCAGACCGUAAACGCCGUGGAGUAGAACCUUAUUUACCGCCACCAGAUGAAAGAGAAAAAAUAAAAAGUGAUUAUUUAAGUAAAUUUAAGAAAUAAUUAUUUUUCAUUACUCAUAUAUAUUUAUAAUUAUGUUAUGUAGUACAUCAUUCUUCAUAUAUAUAUGUAUAUAUAAAUACUGUAAAUACAUUUAUUAAAACCAGGAUAAAAUGAAUGUAAUAAAAAAAUAUUUAUUUAAAAACAAAUAAUUAAUUUAUUUAAUUAAUUUUAUUCAUUUUCUUUUUUUUUGUAUAAUUAUCAGAGUUUAAUUUAAUUAAAUAUGCUUUGGUAGUUUACGAAGAGUUUAGUAGUCUCACACAUGCAAUGAUCAUUUUAUUUUACCUGUCGUUAUCAAUCAGUUAAUUCAUAAAUUCAUUCAUUAUUAAUUAUUAUUAAUUAAUUAUUAAUUGAUUGUUAAUUUAGUUUGUCAACUCAGUAGAAUUACAAUGCAUAUUAUUAUUUAAUAUAUAUAUAAUAUAUAUACACAUUUAACUACUGAUAUACAUUUAACAUUUUUGGGACUAGUUUGUACAUUUAUUUUUGUUUUUACUUUUCUUUGUAUUUUUAUUUGUUGUAAUUAAUUAUUUAUUAAUUACGAAUGAGUGUGAAUUCAUAAUACUGAAGUUAGCAGACAAUUUUCGAAUUUUGAUUUCAACCAUUUAAAUUUAAAAAAAAAAGAAACUAUAAAUAUGCACAUGUAGAAAAUUUAAUGAACUGUAGGUGCAAUUUUUAAAAAUAUUUUUAUUUUAUAAUUUAUCGUUUUUAUAAAAAUCCAAAAAUUAUUAGACGUCAGCUAACUUCAGUAUCAUGAAUGUACCAGACAUUAAAAAAUUUAAAAUUACAAAAAAUAGAGUAAAUAAUUAAAAAAAUAAUAUUUACAAAAAAUGCACUUAUUAAUUUUUAAAUUUUUUAAAUGUACAUUUUUUAAAAUUUUAUAUUUUUAAUUGUUUACUCUAAUAAUAAUAAUAAUUUAAAAUUUGUCUGACGUCUGGUAUAUUCACACUCAUUAAUUACAAUGUAACACCGCGUAAACUGUCCCACGUUUAUUUGUAAAUAAUAUUUAUAAAUUAUAAUUUAAAAAUAAUAUUAGUUGUAUAAAUUACGUUCCUCCGUUUAUUUAAACUAGUUUAUCGACACUCAUUACCCAUGUAAAUAUUUUGUUGAUAAGUGUGAUAAAUUAUAGUAUCUUUAUAAUUAUACAACUUACGAAUGUACUUUUUUCUUCAAUUAAACAGUAAUAAAUUACAAAUGCCAGCUAAAUUAUUUAAAAAAUUAGCUAAUUAAAAAAAUUAUACAUCAAGUGUUUAACAAAAAAAAUUAAAUGUCUAAAAAACAGAUCAUGCGUCUCAUUGUUUAAGUUAUAAAUGACAUAAUGAUAAUGACUUGUAUAUUUUUAAAUACAUUAAUGUAUGUAAUAAUAAUAAUAAUAAUAAUAAAUAAUGAUAAUUAUGCAGUUAACUUGUCAGAAAAUUCAAAUUUAUUUAAAAAUUCGCGUCAAAAAAUAUUUUUCAACUUUUUUUAUUUUUACACCAGAAUCUUUUGAAAAAUUUUUUGAGAUCUCAAAUUAUUAUAUUAUUUAUAUAAAUAUAUAUAUUCUUAAAAUUGUAUUUCUAAUUAAAAAAAAAAAUUAAUUUAUUAAUUU